CUCUUGGUGGAGUGGUGUUGAAAUGGGUCCCCCUGAUCCAAUCCUGGGAGUUACAGAAGCCUAUAAAAGGGAUACUAAUCCCAAAAAGAUGAACCUUGGUGUUGGUGCAUAUCGAGAUGACAAUGGCAAGCCUUUUGUCCUUCCAUCUGUGAGAAAGGCUGAAGAGUUGAUUAUAAGUCAGAAGUUGGACAAGGAGUACCUACCCAUUUCAGGUAAUGCUGAGUUCUGCAAGCUCUCUAUUGGACUAGCUCUCGGGGAUGACAACCCAGCUCUUAAAGAUGGAUUGAAUGUGACAACGCAAGCUAUUUCUGGCACAGGUGCAUUGAGAAUUGGCUCUGCCUUCCUUUCAAAGUUCUUCCCAGGACCAAAGGUUGUUUGGCUGCCCAAGCCGACAUGGGGUAACCACGUGCCGAUUUUCAAGCACGUCAACAUGGAUGUACAGCAGUACCGAUACUAUGAUCCUAAAACUUGUGGCUUUGACUUUGCUGGUGCAUUAGAAGAUAUUUCAAAAAUUCCUGAGGGAAGCUUGAUUAUGCUUCAUGCUUGUGCUCAUAACCCAACUGGUGUUGACCCCAAGCCAGAGCAGUGGGAUGAGAUGAGUCAGCUUAUCAAGAGGAAGAACCUUUUCCCGUUCUUUGACAUGGCAUAUCAGGGCUUUGCUUCCGGAGAAGUGGCAAGAGAUGCAUAUGCAGUUAGAAAAUUCCUGGCAGAUGGACACAAGAUAUGUCUUUCACAAUCAUUUUCUAAAAACAUGGGAUUGUAUGGUGAAAGAGCUGGUGUUUUCUCUAUCAUCUGUAAUGACAAAGAUGAAGCUGCUCGUGUUAUGUCCCAGGUGAAGAUCAUUAUUCGUCCAAUGUAUUCUAACCCCCCUCUUCACGGAUCCCGUAUUGUUGCAACUAUUCUUAGUAAUCCUGAAUUACAUGCUAUUUGGUUGGAAGACGUAAAGGGAAUGGCAGAUCGUAUUAUUUCCAUGAGACAGAAACUCAAGGACAAUCUAGCAAAGGAAGGAUCCAUCAGGAACUGGAGCCACAUCACAGAACAAAUUGGCAUGUUCUGUUUCACUGGAAUGACACCUGACCAGGUUGAAAAACUGACCAAAGAGUUUUCUGUGUAUCUUACCAAAGAUGGACGUAUCUCUGUGGCAGGCAUUGCAUCUAGCAAUGUUGAGUACCUUGCUCAUGCUAUGCAUCAUGCUACAAAGUAAGCUGAUAAGUGACGAAAAUCACCAAAAUCUUUUCGUAAUAUACUGCUGAAAAUUCUAUUUUAGAUUUUUAAUGGGAACAAGAUCAAUUUUCUCCUGCAGUUUUGCCAGUAUAUUUUGAACUAACUCACUUUAGUGAGGGCAUUGUGAUAUAUCAGAUUCCAUUUUGAGUCUGUGAAGUAUUGUAGAUAAAAUUAAAUUAAUGUAUAAAUUCGAACCUUAAAAAAGUUGGUGUUUAUAUCAAAUAUAAUCCAUACCAGCUGUUGACAAUGA
Messenger RNA from Macrobrachium nipponense, 1474 nucleotides. RefSeq names its product aspartate aminotransferase, mitochondrial-like. Gene Ontology annotation, cellular component: mitochondrion. The record is from RefSeq and is a predicted model, not a curated record. Gene Ontology annotation, molecular function: pyridoxal phosphate binding; L-aspartate:2-oxoglutarate transaminase activity. Gene Ontology annotation, biological process: biosynthetic process; L-aspartate catabolic process. NCBI's taxonomy places the organism in Eukaryota, Metazoa, Arthropoda, Malacostraca, Decapoda, Palaemonidae.